AUGAUUCGGUCCGUGUCCAGGUCGGUUGGCGCUUCUUCCCAGCAGCACAAUGUGCCGAAGCACUUUGACAUCCUGCCCUUCCCCCUUCUCAAAGUGCGCGUCCACCCCGUCGUCGUUUUGACGAUCUUGGACGCCUACCUCCGACGCGAGGAGGGUCAGGUCAACGUUAUCGGCACCCUUCUGGGAACAGUCUCUGAAGGAAAUGUGGUCGAUAUCUCUGACUGCUUCGUCGACAGACACUCCCUCACCGAUGAGGGUCUGCUGCAGAUCAUUAAGGAUCACCACGAGACGAUGUAUGAACUAAAGCAGCAGGUCAGCGGCAGCGGCGCGAAGGACAUUGUUGUUGGCUGGUUUUGUACGGGCAGCGAGAUGACUGAGCUGACUUGCGCCGUCCACGGCUGGUUCAAGCAGUUUAACAGCGUCUCCAAGUUUCACCCCCAGCCGCCCCUCACCGAGCCCAUCCACCUCAUGGUCAACACCACCAUGGACCGCGGCAACCUGUCCAUCAAGGCCUUUAUGCAAGUUCCCUUGAACAUGGCGAAGGACGCGUGCUUCCAGUUUCAGGAGCUUCCACUGGAGCUGUUCGCCUCCUCGUCAGACCGCGCAGGCUUGUCGCUCCUCCUCAAGGUCCGAGAAGCCAACCGCCGGUACCGUCAGCAGCAUGAAGGCAACAGGGCAAGCGCGUUGGCGACCAGCGCGCCGCCUUCAGCUGCGGCGGCUGCGGCCAUCAGCGACACACCGGCGAUCUCGGGAGUGCCUGUGAUCAAGCAGGGCUUGGGUGCGGCGCUCGAGAAGCUUUCUGACCAGCUGAACAAAUGCGGAGCCUAUGUCCGCAGCGUUCUCGAUGGGUCUGAGAAGGCUGACCCUGAAAUCGGACGAUUCCUCAGCAAAGCUCUUUGCGUCGAGGCCGUGCAGGAUCUCGAGGUUUUCGAACAGAUGUGCCAAAAUACGCUCCAAGACAACCUCAUGGUCGUCCAUCUCACUAGCCUCGCCCGACUGCAGUUUGCUGUUGCCGAGAAACUCAACACGUCCUUCUUCUGA
Messenger RNA from Besnoitia besnoiti, 1041 nucleotides. RefSeq names its product putative eukaryotic initiation factor-3, subunit 5. Lineage: Eukaryota; Apicomplexa; Conoidasida; Eucoccidiorida; Sarcocystidae. The record is from RefSeq and is a predicted model, not a curated record. Gene Ontology annotation, molecular function: translation initiation factor binding; translation initiation factor activity; metallopeptidase activity. Gene Ontology annotation, biological process: translational initiation. The transcript has 3 exons. Bases 1 to 1041 code for a protein of 346 amino acids. Gene Ontology annotation, cellular component: eukaryotic translation initiation factor 3 complex, eIF3m.